AUUGGCCACAUCAUUGAAAUCUCCCUUUAAAAGAUGGCCACAACUUCACUAACAAGCUAGAAAGGCUUCAUCCAACUGAAACAAACAAAAAAAUGGAUGUAGAGAAAGCCUUCCACAUGACUGGAGGAGUUGGCAAAACUAGCUAUGCCAAGAAUUCCUCACUGCAGAAGAAGGCAUCUGAUAAGGCGAAGCACAUAAUCAUACAAACAGUUGAGGAGCUUUACCUUGCAACAACUCCCAUGAGCAUAGGCAUUGCUGAUUUGGGUUGUUCCUCUGGACCAAACACCCUUUCAAUCAUCAAAGAUAUCUUUCAGACCAUCCAAGGCAUAAGCCACAAGAUCAUGCACCACUCCACUGAGUUCAGGGUCUACUUCAAUGAUCUCCCAACAAAUGACUUCAAUUCAAUUUUCAAGGCCCUGCCAGAGUUCCACAAGUUGCUUAGGCAAGACAGGAAAAAUGGCCUCCCUUCCAUUUUCAUGGGAGGCUACCCUGGCUCAUUCUAUGGAAGAUUAUUCCCAAACAGUUACUUGCACUUUGUCCAUUCCUCCCACAGUCUACACUGGCUUUCAAGGGUUCCUCCAGCACUCUAUGAUGAGCACAAAACACCAUUGAACAAAGGUUGUGUUUAUAUCUGUGAGUCAAGCCCUUCUGUGGUGUCUCAAGCAUACUCUCUUCAAUUCCAAGAAGAUUUUUCCUUGUUCCUUCGGUCAAGGUCCGAAGAACUGGUAGUUGGUGGGAGAAUGGUUCUGAUAUUUCUGGGAAGAAGGGGCCCAGAACAUGUUGACAGAGGCAACUCUUUCUUUUGGGAGAUUCUUUCCCGUUCAUUUGCUACUCUAGUCUCACAGGGAGAAAUAGAGCAAGAUGUGUUUGAUUCAUAUGAUGUACAUUUCUAUGCACCAUCAAAGGAAGAGAUAGAAGAAGAGGUAAAGAAAGAAGGGUCAUUGAAGUUGGAGAGGCUAGAGAUGUUUGAGAUGGACAAAGUUGAAGAUAGCAGUGAGAGCUAUGGAACACAGGUUGCUGUAGCAGUUAGGGCCAUUCAAGAAUCGAUGAUCUCUCACCAUUUUGGAGAGAGAAUCUUGGACAGUUUGUUUGAAAACUAUGCAAGAUUGAUAGAUGAAGAAAUGGCUAAGGAGGAUAUUAGACCAAUCUCUUUUGUUCUGGUUCUCAGAAAAAUAUAAUUGAUUCAACUAAACAACAAAAUUAAUCUUCUAUUAAGGUUAUUAAUUAUUUAUUUUGGUUUGCAGUAAUGAGACGUGUUUAAAUUGCAGCCAUUUGCAUCACUGUAAUCAUGAUUAGUUCAAUGUAAAGUCUUGCUGUUUCACUUUCCUUCAUUUAUGUAUACUUUUCCAACUGGGGUGAUA
This is a messenger RNA of Vigna umbellata (rice bean), 1361 nucleotides long. RefSeq names its product S-adenosyl-L-methionine-dependent methyltransferases superfamily protein. Lineage: Eukaryota; Viridiplantae; Streptophyta; Magnoliopsida; Fabales; Fabaceae. The record is from RefSeq and is a predicted model, not a curated record. Gene Ontology annotation, molecular function: methyltransferase activity.